ACACACAGGGGCGGGUGGUGCGGGCGGGAGCGGGAGGCAGGGCUCAGCCCCGGCGGCGGCGGCGGGGCUUCCCCGACUCGCUGCCUGCCCGCCGCCGUGCCCGAGCCGCUCCUGCUGCUGGGCUGCUGCCUGCGGCCGCAGGACCCGACCGAGCCGGGCCGAGGGGAGCGCGGGCGGCUGCUGGCGGCGGCCGAGAUGAUGGCGGAGGGCGGCGGCGGGCCGGCGCGCAGGAAGGCGCUGUCGCUGCUGGAGGCGGCCCGAUCCCGCUACGAGAGCCUGCAGAUCUCCGACGACGUCUUCGGGGAGUCGGGCCAGGAUAGCAGCGGGAACCCCUUCUACAGCACCUCGGCCGACUCCCGCUCCGCCGCCUCUUCUCAGGACGAGGAGGACGACGAGGAGGACGAGGGGCGCCCGGGGGCGCCGAGCCCUCGGGGCAGGGCGGCCCGGCGUCGCUCUCCCCGGGCGGCGGCCACCCCGGCGGAGCGGCGGCGGCAGCGGCAGGUCUGCGGCGGCAGCGCCGUCCAGGGCGGCCCCGGCCCUAUGGAGGAGGAGGAGGAGGAGGAGGAAGCGGAGAAGGGGGGCUGGACCCGGUCGCUGCGAGACGUCCCACCCCCUCCCUUCAAGGAUGGCAGCGGUCCAACACGAAAAAUGCCCCUGACUGCCAGUGCCAUGGACUUCUUUCAGCUCUUUGUCCCUGACAAUGUACUAAAGAAUAUGGUGGUCCAAACCAACAUGUAUGCCAAGAAGUACCAGGAGAGGUUCGGUAGUGACGAUGCCUGGAUUGACGUCACCUUGACAGAAAUGAAGGCCUUCUUAGGCUACAUGAUAUCAACCAGCAUCCACCACUGUGAGUCUGUUCUCAGUAUCUGGAGCAGCGGCUUCUACAGCAACAAGAGCAUUGCACUUAUCAUGACACAAUCACGGUUUGAGAAGAUCCUGAAGUACUUCCACAUUGUGGCCUUCCGCUCGAGCCAGACAACGCAUGGCCUCUACAAAAUCCAGCCUUUUCUGGACUCUCUGCAGAAUGGCUUUGACUCUGCUUUUAAACCUUCACAAGCCCAGGUACUACAUGAGCCCCUCAUUGAUGAGGAUCCUGUUUUCAUUGCUACAUGCACAGAGAGGGAACUGCGCAAGAGGAAAAAGAGGAAAUUCAGUCUCUGGGUUCGGCAGUGCUCAUCCACUGGUUUCAUCUGCCAGAUUUAUGUCCAUCUCAAAGAAGGGAGUGGUGCAGAUGGGCUGGAUGCUUUAAAGAACAAACCGCAGCUUCACAGUAUGGUGGCUAAAAGCCUUUGUCAGAACGCCUCUGGGAAGAACUACAUCAUCUUCACAGGCCCGAGCAUUACCAGCCUGAAUCUCUUUGAAGAAUUCGAGAAGCAAGAGAUUUACUGCUGUGGGUUGCUGAGCACCAGGAAGAGUGACUGCACAGGCCUACCUCCAUCCAUGCUGAACAAUUCUGAAACUCCACAGUCCAGAGGGCAGUACAGAAUAAGAAUGAAGGGAAACAUGUCCUUGAUCUGCUGGUACAAUAAAGGGCACUUUCGUUUUCUGACCAACGCCUAUUCACCGGUUCAACAAGGAGUUAUAAUUAAGAGAAAAAGUGGAGAAAUUCCAUGCCCAUUGGCAGUUGAAGCCUUUGCUGCUCACCUUAGCUAUAUCUGCAAAUAUGAUGACAAAUACAGCAAGUAUUUCAUUUCUCACAAACCAAACAAGACCUGGCAACAAGUAUUCUGGUUUGCCAUCAGCAUCGCCAUAAAUAAUGCCUACAUCCUCUACAAAAUGUCAGAGGCCUACCAUGUGACAAGGUACAGCCGCGCACAGUUUGGUGAGAGACUUGUAAAGGAGCUUCUGGGCUUGGAAGACACCUCACCCUCCCAUUGAUGCAUUGUUCCUGGUGGCAUAGGCAGGGGCUGAAGGGUAAGCAGAAGAAACCACACCUGGAGCAGCAAAGCAAGGAACUUGUGACACCACCAGUGCUGUCAUCCGAAAAUGCCAAGUGAUGCCACUAGAGAGGUGGAAACUUUGUUCCCAGUAGCAGCUGGAUGUAAACAUGUCGUGCAGAAAGUGCCACUGGAAAAGCUGACACAAAAUUGCAUAUGUGAAUGCCCUGUGGGAAUCUGUACACCCAAAACCGACGUAAACUAGUUGUCAUCUCAAUACUAUUUGUUGAACAGGGUCAUCUUGUAAAGUUACUCUUGGGCCAGGAGCUUGUCAUAAGCUGGCAUAGCUCAGCAGUCCUAGACAGGUAUUAUGGAAAACUCUAUACCGUGCUUGGAGUUACGAAAUUCUGGGACAAGCGAUGUAAGUCUGCACCAUGGGCUGUGGCUGGGAGUGCCGGCCAUCCCAGGGCGUCGCUGCUGUCUUCCCAGUGUGAUAAACAGAGCAGUUCAGAUACAUGAUCACUGAAGCAAGCAUAUUGACAAACAAAACCUUCACAGGCAGACAGCCAGGAACCGAGGACCAGUCAAGAUUUUUUCUUUCUGUGUUUUUUUUUUUUUCCUGUUUCUAUUAACGUCAUGUAAGGCAAUUUGAUCCCAGUUAGUACACAAAAAAGUUAGGAGAAACCAAAUACAUUAGUGAAUUUAAAAUGAAAACACAUUAUAUUGGUUUUCUUUUAUAACCAGGACAAAACAUUUUAUACACAAACACACAGUGAUUAAUACUGUAAGUAUUAACAGGGAGUAAACCAUUAAGUAAUACUGCCUCACAUCUUAACUGCCACGGUCAGUGUACAGGUGAGAAUUUCAACUCUAUCUUAAAUGUUGCUUGAAAAGAUAAUGUAAUGGACUGUAAAGGUUUUAGGAACAACAAUUUCUUGCUUUUUCCUUUGUAACUGUCAAGACUUUUUUGGUCAACUUUAGAACUCCAUUUGACACACAGUUGGCAGGAAAAAAAUAAGUCACUAAUAGCUGUGUGUUUCCCAUUAUCACUGUGGUGCGUUCUGUAGGAAUUCUUUUUGUUAGAAUUCAGGGCUUGUUAUGGUAGCUGUAAUAGAGCAGAUUACAUGUUUAGCAAAAUAACAUAGCAUUGCGUUUUACAAAAAGAAGUCCAGUUGCAACCAGACCUUAAACCUCACUAAAACAGAGCAAGCCCAAAGAGUUCUUCUGUUCUUAGUAACACUGUAGAGGACAAGCAUCGUCGUGAGCUGGUGGCCAAAGCUGAAAUGCCACGUUUUGGUGCUGGUGGAAUCUGAAGGCCACUCGAGCUUCAGAAAACAAUACCAAAAGAGAGAGGUAUGAUUGAAACAAGGGAGAAUCGAUACUGAAGUGAAAUGCUACCCUGCCCUCUACCCUUUAUUGAUUUCAGUCCACAACUCAAUCAGCAAAAAACUCCGUGUUCUAAAGGUUAGCAGUGAUGAACACAAACAGAAUUGCAUUAACUUAUGGGGCAGAAACCAUGUUGCUUAGAGGACCAACUGGUUUUAGGUCCCCAAGCCUGAAAAGUUUUAUUGAAGAAUGACUUGAGUUGACUCAAGAGGAAUGGAGUGAUCAACUGAUUUACUGAUUUAUGAUUGUAAAUCUCACCAGGUUAUAUGUAUCUAUCUGGCAAGAGGCAAUAGAGGGUAACCGACAUGAAUUUGAAAACUCCUCAGAUUUCAUCAUUAUGCGAUGUGCAAAUGCAUAGCAUGUAAAUAAUAACAGAGAGAGAAUCCAGCAGGGGUUAGUAAAUUAACGACUAGCCCAUAGAGUAUCAUUGCACUGAUACCUUUCUGUUUCCACCAAAGUCUUAUUUUUUGGAGCAGACUUAGAUCUCACCUGGUUGCGGGAAGAGUAAGGGAAUGGCCAACUCCUCAGUGGUUUUGCUUGUGAUACAGCCUGGAGCCUGUCCCACACGUCCUGCUCUGCCUUCCAGCUGCACAGUGUACAAGAGCGGGAUUCCUAAGAAUCCCUUUUCGCUUCUCAGUCCACAGGGUCUGCUCCCAGGAAACACGUGAGAAAGGACAAAACCUUGUGCACUGAGGCCUCCUAGCCUCAAAAGGAGGGAGAAGGUUUGUACCACUCUAGUCCUUGGCAAUGCCAAGCUGCAUAGGAACCCAGGGAGGAGUUCAAAACUUCUUAGCCCCACAGAGAACUGAGACCACCCCUCUUUGGACUGUGUGUGAUAGCUGGUUCUUGUCAGUCUUGUAAGUAUUCAACCAGAGAGAAGAGCUAGCCCGAAGCAUGAAAAACAAAAGUUCAGCAAUAUAAAAGACCACAGUUUCCCUUUUCAGGAAAUUUCACAGAGGUACCAAAAGGCAAAUGGUGUUCUUAUUGCUCCCUGCUUCAGACAAUGCCAGCUGAUAUUGGAUCAGGAAAAGUAGCAAAUAAUUCAUUACAUCCCAUAAAUUUAUAUGGUAGUCAAAAUUGGGGCAGUAAGGAAAGGUCUCUGGCUGGAACUUUGCUGAUGGGAUGUCUUGAAUGAACAGUAUCUGCUUCCUUUCCUUCCCCUGCCAUGCUGGAGCUUUUGCAGGGUACCUAUACCCCCAGCAGAGAUGGGGCGGUUUGCAAGACCACCUUGGAGCCACUUGGCAUUUCUGAGGAGUAGGCAGAGCACUCUCCAGCUGUAUUGUGGGCCCCUGGGAUAAAUCUGGAGCCUUUGGCCAAUUGUUAAAUUACUAUGUAUGCUUAAAGGCCUGGAUCUAGGCCGUCCCAUACAGGAAAUGCCUUUUCUUUUUCAGGUGAAGUAGGCCUGAGGCCUUGGAAUAUUUAAUUUUUCACUAAUGUAUUCUGUUAAUUAUGUGGAUUACUUGAGCUCAAAUCAUGAGGUCCUAGCUUUUUGCCUCAGGGACUGGGUCCUGAGUAGUUUUCCCUAGAAUUGGUGUUGACGGGGGAUUACACAGUGGCUGACUAUUACAGGGAAGAUGCUUAGGCUCCUUUGUAAAGGAGAAAAAUGAAAACAAAAUUAUAGCUUUGCAAUGAAUUUCAUUUUCUUAGCCUUAACCAUCCCUCAUCAUUCUGAACUGGUGUCCUAAACAUGCACAAACAUUCCAUAAGUAAGCAAAAAUAUUUAUAUAUAUUUAUAUGUACAAAAUGCCUGAAUUUUGGCUCUUGAAGCCAACAAGCAAAAGCCACCAAAGCAUAGCGUAGAUCCACAGAUGACUCUUCCCCCUCAUCUUUUCCUUUUAUUGACUGGAAGUGGAUAGGGUUGGGGAAAGUUAGGAUUUCUGCUUGUUGAAAAAGCAUCUUGCACUUUCUCUGUUACUACAACCAAGGCAAAAUAAUUAAGGAAGAAAUUGAAUAAUUUUUAGAAGGCUAAAGCUUGUUAACUGCAGCUCAGCCUCUGUAGCAUUUCCUUUACUGCAAACUGGCUUUCUCAGAUUUGGUUCCCCACCUGCUCAUAAUAUUAAAGCUUCUCCCUAGUUAAAGGGCGGGGGGAGGGAGGGGAAGUUAGUCUCAAAGUAGUGCAAGGAUGCUAGUUAUAGUGUGUGUGUCUAAUUGUGCAGUGACUUGUGAAAUGAUAGUUUGGUUUGUUUGGGGGGCUUUUUUGUAGCCUUAAGACAAUCUGGGUAAGAUGGUAAAACUCAGCAGUAGAUGAAAUGCAGUGGAAAUGCCAGCCAGGUCACAGAGGAAUGUCACUAAACUUUCUCAAAAAAAAAAAAAAAAGGUUUGAUGCUGAAGGAGCCAUAGGAGCACAGCAUGGCUCGUUUCUCUCCUGCUGAAUUGAAUUUUCAUUCACAGGUACUUCUGAAAAAUGAUAAUGACUUAUUUAUGGUAUGCAGACUUUGUUUCAAAGAACUGAGACCAUUGGUAAGACAUACUGAUCACCUUCUAUGCACAGUACUUUCAAGAAAUGUCUGUCAUGCCACGAUCCAUUCUUGGAAAACAUUUCUUUUCCCAGUGUGAUAUAACACUCACUAGAGCUUGGAAGUCACUGUGAAGUGGUUUCCAUUGUUGUCUCAGUUGAAAAAUGCUUCAAGGGCUUGCAGAAACUCUGCCACUUUUAACUUCAGCCCGUCUGUGCACUUGACACUAGGGCACAAUAUAAAUAGAUCUCAUCUCCAUUUUCUGUUUCUAUUCUAUAGAAACUCUUCUACGUUUACAAGUAGUCCAAGAAUCCUAAUUUGUAGAAGUACAACUUUGUUUCCUUCAGGUAAUCCCUAGAGAAAAAUGAAUUCAGCUGUUUCCAGACUGACAUUAAGGACAGCAACUCAAAAAGACCAUUCCCAUUCUUUAUCUCCAGCUGUAUUUCUGUGGCCUUUUUUUGGUUUGUUUGUUUUUUGUCUAGAGAGGUUACUUUUUACUUUCCUUCUAACAUUUAUUUAGGAGUCUGUCUUUAACUGGUGAGUAGUGAAAGAAGCCUCCAAUAUCUUAUUCUUACAUGCCUUAGUCCCCUAGUCCUAGAGCUGAUUUUAGGGAUUACGCUGCACUGAUAAUUCUGUGCAUCUGUGGUACUUUCCAAGCAAGGAUUGCAAAGUGCUGUAACAACCUCAGCACUCCUGAGACAUCAUUAGCUUCUCAAACAGGAGCUUCCCCUUUCUUAAUCAGACGCCAAGGCACAGCACAGAUAAGGGGGGUGAUGAAAUUGUAAAGUGGAGUUUGCACUUCUGUGAUUAAGGCCACGUUCUGCAUUUUCAGCAACUUGGUUCUUGUUCAAAUGCACUUUUCCAAACUAGAAAUGAAAGCAUGCCAAAUAUCAUUCUCCCCCUGAAGUAAGGGCUGGGGGACUUAGCACAGGUUCCUUCAUACAGGCCAGCAUGUAUGAGUCAAAGCCAAGUUGCACUGCAGGUAAGAAAAAAUGUGAUAAAACAUAGGAGCGCAACCAGUCCAGAGGAACUUAAAGGAGAUAAAUGGAAAAUCUGAAGCUCUACAAUAGUCCAGUCACCAGUGUGAAAUUCAGACAAAGAAUUACUGAGUUGAGAAAAGUCGGUGAAGCUUAGAUGGAAUAUGAAGUCUUCCAUCCAUCUCUGUUGUGGAGUUUGCCAUGGCACUUUCUUCUUGGUAGGACUGGUGUAAGAUUGGUUGUAAAACGAACUCAUCUCAAUCUGAUUGAGAAAAAUAUUCAAGUCUUGAAGGGCUGUUGUUUCACAGAGACAAUGAACUCUUAAGCUCAAAACAGGUAUAUAUUUGACCUGCUAUUAACUAGGAUAUUCGCACUGACAGAUCACAUCAUCUCCUCAAAUGCAAGCCUGUCGCCAGUGUUACUUGAUAUAUAUUCAUUCUUGUAACAAUUCUUCCCUAAGAUACCUUUGUUUCCAGAAGCAUUAUGAACUGGAAGCACCCCUGUAUCAGAAUCAUCAUCAUCAUCUCACUUCCUCAGUUAGGAACAGCUGUGCUUUGUUCAGAAAGAGUAUCUUCCUCUUCUUCUGAGCAAAAGCUCUGUCUCUUCAGAAAUGUAGCCCUGGAGAAGUUUCCUGCCCUGUGUUUUCCUUUGCUUCCCUCAUUCCAUGCAUUUAAAGCACAUCCAAGUCAUCCUGCAGGUUCUUGGUCAGUCUGGAAGAGUUGACAACACAGAGUUGGCCCUUCAGUUUAUAUUUAUAGCAUUGCUUUGCUGGCCCUUUUUGCUAUUUUGCAAAUCUCAGAUGAAACAGGGUAUUGUUUCUGAAGCCUGUACUGAUUGCAAUCACUGUGAGGGUGUUGCCUGCUUUGCCCCAUUAGUGCUGCCCCAUCUGUGUGGGCACAAACCAGUUACCAGCACCAUCACACCCGCUGCUCCAGCUGAAAAGGCUGUAACAUUCCUCAGCUUUGGAUCAUUGUCAGAGAGGGGCCUUGACAGGGUCUGGGGAGUCUUUUUGUGUUUUGUUUUGUUUUUAAACCCUUCCGCUCUGAUGGGUCUGGUGGACAGCUUUUAGGCAUCACAAAAAGGCCUUAAGUGGUAAACCCCUUUUGUAUCACUUUUCUGAAGUAAUAAUUACUUGUAUGAGAUGUCAAGGUGGUCCACAUGAUCUGUAGUGCAAAAAUCGUACCCGUGAAAGAUCAUUUGCUCUAACUGAACAACCCUUGAACGCCUGGGUGACCUGGAUCAAGCACCUAGUGGGAGAGGACCAUCAUGCCUUGCUUUAGGACCACAAUAUGUACAGCCUGACCAGAUACACAAAUGGGGAAAAGAGAUAAGUGUGAUUUGGGAUCCAAGCUCCUUGGACAAGCAGACUUCAUAGUCAAGAUAGUCUCAGAAGUUUUUCUAAGGAAGGCAAGAUGCCAGGCCUAUGCAGUUUGCUCCCAGCCCUGGCAACUCUGUUUCAAAAAUAAAGAAUCUGGCAAAUACUUUCAUGCUUCAAGUACUUUACAGUGUGCUCUGUACUUCAGAGUAUUUUGGCCUAUUUCCAGUAGUUCCCAAAAAAAGCCUAGAAAUUGAAAAGCAAAGCACAGUACACUAGGUUCAGCUGUCCAGAACCUCAACCUGCUGGUGUCAAAGUAAAUUUAUGGUCUUGUUCUCAGUCUGUGUCAAGGUGUACGCAAAACACGACUGCUGAACAAUAUGCACGUCUCUAUGAAAUGGAGUUACUCAUUUGAUGGAAAACAGUUUGCAGGUGCCUUGGACUUACUUUUGCAACCUGGAUUUUUCUUCUAGUUAUAAACCAAAUCUUUGCCUGGCAUUUUAGUCCUGAAAUAGAAAAAUAGCUUGACCCCAUGGUCUGGGUGUGAGAUUAGAGAUAACAAAACUCAGGUUUAAUCCAGAGAUUAAUCUCAUCCUGUAAAGGUGAGGCCAGUCAGCAUGGUCUGACAUAAGGAGGCAUUCAAGAGGAACAGUGAGUUUGAGGAGGCAGAGGAAACUUCAGAGGCUGGGUAUGUGGAGGGAGAGGAGCCAGGUGAUCCCUUUAACUCUCAUCAUUCCAGCAUGUGUACCCCCCUCCCCUGCCACCUUUGAAUUAAAAAGAAAAGGCUGAUGUUCAACACAAACAGUCCUGCACAGCUGCUUUAGCAACAUAAACCCUGCUUUAGCUACAUCCCUGGCCUCACUCUAUGCCUUUCCUUACACUAUCCAUGAUCAGUACUUACCAACCUUGGAGUCACAGCACUGCUGCAUGUCAGCACAGCAUGGAAGCAACAGACUGUGGAAGCACCACAGUAGAAACAGGAACAAUGGGGAUUCUGGAGAAGGAAUCUCCCCCUCAGUGUUUUGUUUUCAUUUAUUUUCAGUGUGUGCAACUUACAUUCCAUCAAAUGCAGUGACAGUUCCAAACAUGAGGAUGGGCCUUAGCUGGCCAAGGGCUUUCAAGACCACUGGGCUGUGCUCACACCAUCAGCAACUGCAGUUCUGUUGCAAAGUUCCAUAUUCUUUAUAAUUCUAGAGAUUCCUGUUGAAAGCAUAAAUUCCAGAGGUAAACCAUACACUGCAAAUUGCUUUUUCUUUUUUCUUUUUUUUUUUUUUUUUUUUCUUCUUUUUUUAAAACCUUCUCAGAGCAAUUUUAUAACAGCCAAGUCUUUAAGGAAAUGCAGGUGUGUGACCUCUUUCCAGUAAGAGAUACACAACUGUAUUUCUGCAUGGGACAGGGAACUACUUUUGUGACACCGGUUUUGUUCUACACAAAGGCACGCUUGCAAUAAAUUUUUACAAGUUUUGUACACCAUGAGCUAAAUUCUGAGUUCCAAAAAUGUGAAGUGUGGCAACAAUAACAAAAUGGAUUUAUAGUAUCACUCUGAUAUCUUGUCAUGUGAUUUUAUUUCUUCAACAAAGUUUGUUUACAAUCAACAACUUUGAAAUACAGUCAGAUAUAUUA
Messenger RNA from Myiozetetes cayanensis, 9634 nucleotides. RefSeq names its product piggyBac transposable element derived 5 (gene PGBD5). The transcript has 7 exons. The record is from RefSeq and is a predicted model, not a curated record. Lineage: Eukaryota; Metazoa; Chordata; Aves; Passeriformes; Tyrannidae. Gene Ontology annotation, molecular function: transposase activity. Gene Ontology annotation, cellular component: nucleus. Gene Ontology annotation, biological process: non-replicative DNA transposition. Bases 196 to 1878 code for a protein of 560 amino acids.